This is a messenger RNA of Colletotrichum graminicola M1.001, 459 nucleotides long. RefSeq lists its product as uncharacterized. Bases 1 to 459 code for a protein of 152 amino acids. The transcript has a single exon. NCBI's taxonomy places the organism in Eukaryota, Fungi, Ascomycota, Sordariomycetes, Glomerellales, Glomerellaceae. The record is from RefSeq and is a predicted model, not a curated record.
AUGUCCGCCUUCGACCUCUGGACCCACGAGUUCUGCCUCGGCUGCGACAAGCAGACUGAUGGCACCGCCUACUGCUCCGAGUCCUGCCGCCUUGCCGAUUUCGAGAAGACGUCGACGCCCAGCUCUGUUGCCAGCUCGCCCGGUCUCAACACCCCCUCCUACCCUUGGGGUUCGAGGCCACAGGUCAAUAGCUUCCACCUCUCGCCCGCCUACGACUUCUCCAAUGCUCAGCCGUACGGAAGCACGCCCACCAGACAGUCCUAUCUCUCUUCCCCGAGGACGUCAUCCACCCGCCGUACUCUGACCACCUCGAACUCGAACUCGAGCCUCUGCUCGAUGCAGAGCACCACCUCGUCCAACGUGGACGCCAGCCACCUGUCAGACAAGGCCAAAAAAGAAUUGCAGGCCUAUGCCGUGUCGUUUGAGCAGGCCAGACUCCAGCGACGACGAUCCGCCUAA